Messenger RNA from Lampris incognitus (smalleye Pacific opah), 1071 nucleotides. Its product is annotated as snaclec macrovipecetin subunit beta-like. The record is from RefSeq and is a predicted model, not a curated record. NCBI's taxonomy places the organism in Eukaryota, Metazoa, Chordata, Actinopteri, Lampriformes, Lampridae. Gene Ontology annotation, molecular function: signaling receptor activity. The transcript has 8 exons. The coding region runs from base 94 to 660 and encodes 188 amino acids.
CUCGUCUCAUCACUCCAUCCACGAUACACCGACCUGAUACCUGAGCAAACACACCUGACGUUCACCACACAGGCCUUCAUCAUCAUCAUCAUCAUGAAGACUGUUCUGAUUUUCUCCUCCCUCCUCUGUGUGGUUCUGUCGGUCACAGAUGCAAAUGUCCCUGCAGAGGCUGCUCCUGUAAAAGAAGAGGGAAAGUCGGGGUCAGUCCCAGAGGUGGAAGCUGAAAGUGCCGUUGUUGCUGCUGGGAGUUCUGCUGAUCUUCCUCAAGCACGUAUAGGAUUCUGCCUCAAUGGUUGGCAUGCUUUCCGUGGUAACUGCUACCGCCUGGUCAACAACCCCGGCACCUGGAGCAGUGCUGAGGCCUACUGUGCCAAUUUCGAGGGCAGCCUGGCGUCAGCCCACAGCAUCUGGGAAUAUAAUUUCCUCCAACGCCUGGUCAAGACUGGGGAGCACACUUAUGCCUGGAUAGGAGGAUACUUCUUCCUGAAUGACUGGAGGUGGGAAGAUGGAACACAGUUUGACUACCAGAAGUGGGGGUCUGUGGCCUCCACCAGCAGCUACCAAUGCCUAGUAAUUAAUUCUGAAGAGUCCAAGGGCUGGACUAACCAUGGCUGCACCAGACUGUUUCCCUUCGUCUGCCAGCUGAGGGCCAUCUGCUAAGGAAUACGGCGUUCAAACUCCCAUGAGUACAACAUGACUGAACAGAAGGCCGAUCACCAGGAUGACUUGCAACUCCAGUGACACCAUCCACACCUCUGCUACUGAUGCUGCUCAUAAUUGUUAGAUAAUGCAACAUUUGUCCCCUUUACUCUUGUUACCGAUGGACCUAAAUAUAUGCUUACUCCAACACAAGUGCUUCAAACAAUGUGAUGAUCAAAAUGUGUUUUUUAUUUCUUCUAUUUUAAACUUUUACAUAGAAGACAAUGGCUGAAAGAGAAUAUAGGAUAGUUACACACGUUUGUUGUGCUACGUGUACAGUUUAAUGCAAUGUGAGCUGCUGCAAGAAUUACUGUAUAUAAUAAUAAUAAUGAUCAUAUUUCACUCUAAUAAAAUCCAAAAAUGUGUGUGGUA